UUCCAAUUCCAAUUGCAAUUCGAAUUCCAAGGUUAUUGUGCAACACCAGCAGCCACCACCACCAAUCCAACAACAAUAAUCUACGUUAAAUAAAAUACCCAAAUGAAUACUAUUAUGCGAGUAACGGAGUAACGGAAAAGUAAAACGCUAAGCGCAGUGUGUUCGAAACCCAAAAAUCGCGCUCCUCCACGCAGGUGACUUGGUGAUUUGCAUGCUAGCCAGUGAUCAGCUGGAAGGGAACUGGGAACCUGGCUGCUGCGGAUUCAUGCCGCUGGAUGUGGACGCAGGGCAGCAACUGAAGCUGGAGCGGCUCUGGCGGGAACAGAGGGAACAGAGGGAUCAGACGGAUCUGACGGAUCGAGAGAGAGCCGAUCGCCACCCAAGAAUACCGCUCCGCAGCCCACACUACUGAUGAUGAUGGGGCCAUGAGCCCAUCAUUAUUCGCAUUGAAUUGGAGUCGCAAGCGCGUCUCAAGCGGGCCUGCACCAUGCUAGCACCGCCGAACCCGAGGUCAAUAUGCGGCCAGGACCCGGGCUGGUCGUGAUGGCGCUUGCGUUUAUUUCGGGGGCUCGGCGUGGCAGCAGCAGCAGCAUCAGCUCAGCAACAGCAACACCAACAGCGGCAGCAACAUCUGCAGCGGCAGCAGCAGCAGCGGCGGCAGCACAAACAUCCGCAGCAUCAACAUCCGCAGCAGCAGCAGCAGCAGCAGCAAACACAGCAGGCGGCCGUAAAAGGGGCAGAAGUGGCGGCGGAGUCGGAGGCGGAGGAGUUGCAACCACGUUACCGUCCACUGGCGAGUCGUCGUCAUCGUCAUUCGUUCGCAGCUCUGGCUCAUACCUGCUGCCCAUCUUCCUGCCCCACCAUCUCGACUUCGCGCUCCAGUUCCACCCACAACUGCCGCCGCGGGAGUACAGCCAGGACCAGGCCCACUCCGAGUCCUGGGCAUCCUCGAGGAUCGCGGACAGGCUUCAGCAGCGGCGACGACGACGCGAGAGCAGCAGCAGCAGGGAUAUAGCAGGUAGGGCAGGCGGAACAGGCGGUACAGGCGGGUCGGGAGCGGACCCAGGAGGUCUGGGAGUCACAGCCGGUCACAGCACCGAGUCAAGCGAGGCCAACAACCAGGAGGACGACGGCCAGGAGGAUCGCGGCCUGACAGUGCAGUUCCCCUCGUCGCAGGCCUACGACGAGGACCAGGACAUCUUUGCCCUGGUGGCCGAGGACGACCUGCUGUCCGAGGAGUCCUUCGAUCGCCUGAUCAAGCUCAACGAAGACGCCGACGAGGAGGACUACAAUCUGCAGCAGCAGCAGCAGCAGCAGCACUUGCCGCAACACAAGCAGCAGCAACAGCAACCCGGAGCGGAAACGGAAAUAGACACAGAGCCAGAGAGCGAGACGGAGACGGAGACGGAAACGGAGACGGAGACAGAGACAGAAGCGGAAGCGGAAAGAGAGACCGAACAGCAGCAGCAGGACGAGAGCCGACUGAUUGAUGAAGGUGUCCUGCAGCACAGCGACCACAGCAACAGCCACUCGAAGGAGUUCGCCAUCAGCUACGAUAACAACAAUAACAAACGGGAGGCCAGCGGCCACAUCCUUGAUGCCCAGACGGCUCAGUUGAUUGGCCACAAGGAUAACACCGCGCCCGCCUUGGCCAGCACCGAGUCGGCAGGAGCCAGCAGCAUCACCACAUCCUUGCCAGCGCCCGUGGAUCUGAAGAAGUCCAUACUCGGGACUGCGACUUCGCUAACACGCCUUAAUCCUUGGAUAUCAGCCUGUGAUCUGGCACAGCCGGGCACAGGAACCGACUUGCAGGGUCAGUGCUCGGCUGGUACACUGCCCAUGGCCUGGGUCGAUGAGGGACCCGGGCCCCCAACCUGCCCGCGAUCCUGCGCCGAGCAGCAGCAACAGAAGCCAGUGGCCUCCAAGGCCAAGCGGAGUGCCACCAGUAACAAUAAAGUCAAGUAUUUCGUAAACUAUAAGACAACCCAGAUGCGAUUGCGCCGCGCUGGGGACCACGCGAUGGACGCCACCGACAGCCAUUCCCCGCUGGCCAGCGAGCGGCCUCCGAGCACCACCGACGACCAGGACGUGGACGUGGAGGUGGACGCGGACGUGGACGUGUCCUCCACCACCGAGGAGGCGGAGCCGGAGCCCACGCUGUCCUACAGCCAUCUGCACGCCCAGGAGCCGGUCCUGGCCCACCAGCAGGAUCCGCGGGAGCGGGAGCGGGAGCAGGAGCAGCAGGAGCAACAACAGUGCCUUGAAUAUCUGGGCGAUUCCGCCGAGUCGAGUCCGCAGCACCUGUGCGGCCUCCAGUCACCUGGUCACCUGCUGGAGCGGCUGAAGGUCCUGCGGCUGCGCAACUGCUGCGAGAGGAGCGUCUUCAGCUCCCUGCACACGCUGGCCCUCAAUGCCAGCCUCACCGAUCGGCAGGAGUGCGUCCGCGUGCUCAGCGACCUGCUGGACGUGGAUGGACUGGCCAACAGGAUCACCUGCGAGCUGGCCGAGAUCCUCUUCCGCUUCGACUGCCGGCAGGUCUACUCGCUGAUCAACCAGUGCGACGACUGCAAGGAAGCAUAUCGUCGCUGGGUCUGCAGUACACUAGUGCCGUAUUUCGCCGAGCCAAAGGACGUGUCGCCGCAGUCGCAGUCGCAGCCGAAGGACGAGGGGCAGGGCAAGGGCAAACGCUCGGCGAGGAGUGCGGAGGCAAUGGCGACGGCGGACGGAAUCAAGCAUAAAUCUCUGAAAUUAAUCAGCAAUAACAAUAAAUCAAAUAACGGCAAUAACAUGAACGAGCGUCAGAUUAAUCAGAAGCAUGACAAGAGCUCCAAUGCGAACGCGAAGGCGAACUCGAACACGAACUCGAACGCCAGCAAGGACAUUGACCGCAGCGUGGAGGAGGCGAUUGACAGGGACCUGGCCCAGACAUUCUUCGAUGUUGUUGGCCUGUCUAAGCCCCGCCGCGGCGAGGAGGAGCUCCUGCCGGAGGACGAGGCUGGAUUAGGACGCAGUGCGGACGCGGACUCCGAGGUGGACAAGGGUGCGGAGGCGGACAGGAACAGAGGUAGGAACAGGGAGACGGAGAUGGAGACGGAGAGGGAGGCGGAGCUGGAGCUGGAUACGGAGGCCGAGGCCGAACAACAAUCCAAUAAUUUCAUAUCGACUGCCAAUAAUUCGGAUCCCAGAGCUACGGAUCCAGUGAUAUCAAAACUACAGAAGAGAUCAACACGCAAGACAGAGUUCCGUAAGCGUCGUCGUAUCCGGCCGUGCCUGAGCGUCUGCCAAACCGUGGAACAAAAGUGCCCCUACCUGCUGCCCGCCGAUCGCGCCCCUGCGCUGCCCACCCAAUAUGCCGGCGAGCCGACAUUUCUCUGCCUAGAUCAAAACAUACCCGAGACAGGGGCGCAGCUGGAGAAGUCGAGCUACGGCCCCAACGACUGCUGCUACAGCUACUGCAACGGACCGGCCUCCGGAAUCUGCACCGUCUGCCAGGACUUCAGCCAGCCCCGCUCGCAGGAGGGCGAAGUGGCGGGCAACUCCACCCGCCGUGUGCACAACAUCACGCUCUCGCUGAGCUCACAUCCCGGCGAGCACGCCCGCGCCAAGAGCGUGGCUUUGGCCCUGCGCAACGUCAGCCAAACCGGAAGCGAUCCGGACGCCGUGGAAACGCUCCUCGACCGCCUGCCGUACUACGCCAGCCACGACGGCAUCUUCUACUACGACGAGGAGGGCGAGAUGCCGCACGCCUCGCUCUCCGGCGACUGUGCCGUAGUGCCCGCCGCGACCACGCGCUGCUCCAUUCCGUACUUCGCCUCCGGGACGGGUGCGGUGGCCAGGCCGCCGACGCAGCUGCUGGUCUGGCUGAGCGCCCUGCUCGGCCUGCUCAGCAGCUGUGGAGCGGCGCGCCAGAGGUGGAGCUGCCAGUGGAGCGGUGGCUGCGGCGCCCACCGGGGUCGCAGUCGCCAGGCGGUCGCCUGCGAGGCCAGCUGCCACGAGCAGGAGCUGGUGAAGAGCAGGAGCUGCAGCCAGCGGAGUCCGAAAGUGCGCAGGAAGGAACAGGUCAGGCCGGGAAGUCGGGAUCAGGACGCCGAGCUGGUGGCCUUCAGGACGUGGCUGUGGUCCAGCUCCUGGCACGCCUACCAGCUGACCUGCAGCAAAGUGCGGUUCUUCAGUAGCCGGAGUAGGUUCAAAGGCGAGACGAGACCGGCUCGUUCAAAUCGGUCAGCAAGCUCCAAGGACCCGCGCUCGCUCAGAGGCGGGAGUGGAGUGCAGUGGAGUCGGGGGGCAGGAUGCACUAGGACUAGGAACUACCGCUUCUUCUACUACUACAACUACAACAUCAACGACUGGUGGCGGAGAUGGUGGCGCUGCCUGAGCAGCGGGGCCUUAUAGUGCCUGCGAGGAAUAGGGACUACCAUGACGACUCCCUCUCCAGCGAGGAUACCGGGGCGAUACCAAGCACUAGUAGUAGCUAACUCAGAAGCGAUGCAAAUGCGUAUGCAGAUGCAUAUGCAUAGUAGAUGUGGCAUAGUAGAUGGUCCGAGGAAGACACAUAGUGACGCAGUGACACAGAGCACGCAAAUCCACGGAAUACGAAUUAAACGAAACGGAAAACAGAAACCACUUAAAUAUUUAUGGUCCUCUUUCAAACGAAAUAAAAACAAGCAUGAAUUAAUUAUAAAUCUCUAUUGAAACAAAACCAAAAUAGCAUAUUUUAUUACAACUAGAACAAAGAAUAUGAAUAUUUAAUUAAACAAAAAGCAACUGCCACAAGAAUAGGUUUUUUAGAUAAACGAUAACGGAAGUAUAAAACAUAAAAAAAAAAACCAAAACAAAAAAACAAUUUAAAAAGCAUACAACUAAAACAUAAAAGGGAUACCGACGGAAAAUAUAAAUAGUUAUUAAUUUAAUUGCUGGCGAACAUAAAUACGAAACGUUUAGGUUAGCUAUAAAACAAAAAGACGAAAGGAAAAAUCCAAAUUUACUAGACUACAAAUUUGAGAGCGGCAAGGCGAUUAGAGGAAAAUGGGGAAAACCCCAUGUUCAACAUACACAAUUUCAUUCAGACAACAAGUUCGAGUAUAGGCCGCGUAUCAACCACCU
Drosophila teissieri is the source of this 5103-nucleotide messenger RNA. RefSeq lists its product as uncharacterized. The record is from RefSeq and is a predicted model, not a curated record. Gene Ontology annotation, biological process: calcium ion import across plasma membrane. Gene Ontology annotation, cellular component: plasma membrane. Gene Ontology annotation, molecular function: stretch-activated, monoatomic cation-selective, calcium channel activity. The transcript is spliced from 5 exons. Bases 517 to 4392 code for a protein of 1291 amino acids. Lineage: Eukaryota; Metazoa; Arthropoda; Insecta; Diptera; Drosophilidae.